UGGAGGUGUGUUAGAUUCUCUUGGGACUCAUCAUGAAUCCUGUCAAACUUGAAGAGAACAAGUCACUCAAUGCUACUGAAUAUGACCAGAGUACCAGACCUGAAGUUUCACAGGAUAUGGGCAUGGAGCCGACUUGUGCUGGCACACCUGAUGAUCAUUCUCCACCUGACAACAGAGGAUACUGCAGCUCCUUUGCAGUUAAAUGCAAAGUCAAUGAGCAUGAAAUAUCUCUUAAAACUCAGAACCCAAAUGGUAGAGAUUGUAAAAAACAUAAAUUCACUUUUAACUGGAAUAAAAUAUCUGGAAAAUCAGAACAUAGGGAGUAUACAGCAUCUGGUGAACUCAAUGAGACUAUCUACUCAGCUCUGACAGCUAUUGAAGAUUUCUGUGAAAGGAUGGAGAAGCAUUUUGAUAAGGACAUUAUUGCUUAUGAAGAGAAAAAUAUAAGAGGAUAUGUAAAUUUAGGAAUGCCUCUCAAGUGCCUCCUUCCAGAAUCUCAUUUAAAAAUAUCAUUUUACAAAAGAAACAAAAACGAGAAAGAAAAUAAUAUUUCCUCCACCGGGGAAAAUGAUCAGCUAUUACGCCUAUAUAAAAAUCCUAACAAUGUUGAAUGCAUUUUGUUUCAUGUUGUGGCUUUUGGGAAGACAACUAAGACUAUUGUGAAGAUAAGAGGAUUUCAUGGAAAGGGGAGUACUCUUUGUGUCUAUGCCUUGGAGGGUGAAACUAUCCAAGAAGCCCUGUGUAAAGAUGGUCGAUUUCGGUCUGACCUGGACCAAUUAAAGUGGAGACUCAUAGAAAAUCAUAAGAUGGUUUAUGAAAAACAGUCCAGAGUGAAGGAUGUAUCUGGGAAAACCUUAGAAAUGGAAAUUCUUAAAGAGUCACCUGUCAAGAAACAUACCCAUGAGAAAAUUGAGCAGAAGAAUGAAAGUGCCACUGGUGAAAUCAGUCCCCAGGAUCUGAUGCCAUCUCAGGUCCAGGUCCUCGAACCAGAGGCAGGUGGAGAGACUGAAGAUGUAGAAUACAGCCAAAAAAAAGUUCUCCCACCUCGAAGUCGAGGACAUGAUAUUGAAGAUAAAAAACGCAGGACAAUUUCCAAAAUUAAAAAUUAUUAUCAGGAAAAUCACACACAAAAAAACAGUAAACAAAUCUCUCUCAUUCAGCAAAGACCACAUCUGGAUAUGCAAUCUGCUAUUAAUUGGGAUAUCCAGGAGAAGACAACUGACCCCUGGCUAAAGAAUUGCAAAAUAUUGAAUAAAGUUAUAUUUCAGCAAUAUCCAAAUUUUAAUAAAUAUGCACUUUGUAUGAAAAAGUUUUUUUUGGAAGAACAGAAGAAAAACGAACUGUCACCAUCUGAACAAUUCAGCAUAUAUGAAAAGCACUUUGCAAAAGCGACUAAAAAUUCUACUACCAUUGCAAACUAUGAGUUUCGUACCCAACGUAGUAAGUCAGUUGGGUUCAUCUAUUGGGAUAAUAAUGGAAACAUAGGCAAUGCUACUUGCUUUGUCUUCAGUGCUGGUUACAUUUUCACCUGUCAGCAUGUUGUAGACUUAAUUGUGGGAGAAGGCACAGAUCCACAUUUGUGGCCAGAUAGAAUAAGCAAAUGUGCAAAAGUAACUUUCACUUAUAAAAAAUUACACUUUAUUUUUGAAGAAUGUUUUUCCAUUGAGCCAUGGUUUGAAGUGUAUGAUAAAGGUCUGGAUUAUGCCGUUUUAAAACUAAGAGCAAAUGGAAAUGGAUUUCCUCCAGGCCUAUUUGAUCAAAUUUCAUCUUUGCCACCUAGUGGUUUGAUUUAUUUAAUUGGUCACCCAGAAGGCCAGGUCAAGCAAAUAGAUGAGUGUGCUGUGAUUACUAUAGUGGAUCGUGCAGGGAGGUACUCAGACAUUGUUUUCUCUAUGUUUACCCCAAGAAGUUUCCCACCUGUGGCUUGGCGCAGUGAUGCACUUAGUUAUGAUACCUGUUUUAUGGAAGGGUCCUCUGGCUCCCCAGUGUUUAAUGCAGCUCACCAAGUCGUUGCUAUACACUCCUUCGGACAGUUUUAUGAACGUGAUGGUAAGAAGCAUGCCUUAAUUGAAUUUGGCUAUUCUAUGGAAUCAAUUCUUCAUGAUAUUAAACAAAAAAAUGAGGCCUUUUAUAAACUGUUAACCGAAGAGAAAAUUGAGAACCUCAAUCAAGAGAAAAAUAAUAAACAAGAGUCGUCACUCCAAAAUCAGCAGGUGGAACUCAUGGAACAUUAGAAGAAAAUAUGCCAAGAAUUUAGAGUACAUGGGGCUGCUUUCUUACAGUAUAAUAAGUGGGCUUUCUGGAUUAAAAAACAUUUAGCAAAUGGUGUGGAUGUGCAAAAUACAUAGUAGAGCUGAAAUAAAUACUGACUUUCUCCUUGGCUUUAAAAAAAAUUGAAACAAUCUAAAUUCUCAGUUAAAA
Messenger RNA from Pipistrellus kuhlii (Kuhl's pipistrelle), 2421 nucleotides. RefSeq names its product FAM111 trypsin like peptidase B (gene FAM111B). Gene Ontology annotation, molecular function: serine-type peptidase activity. The record is from RefSeq and is a predicted model, not a curated record. Bases 33 to 2234 code for a protein of 733 amino acids. Lineage: Eukaryota; Metazoa; Chordata; Mammalia; Chiroptera; Vespertilionidae. Gene Ontology annotation, biological process: proteolysis. The transcript has 2 exons.